Mercenaria mercenaria is the source of this 5011-nucleotide messenger RNA. Its product is annotated as transcription factor AP-2-beta-like. Gene Ontology annotation, molecular function: DNA-binding transcription factor activity, RNA polymerase II-specific; RNA polymerase II transcription regulatory region sequence-specific DNA binding. The record is from RefSeq and is a predicted model, not a curated record. NCBI's taxonomy places the organism in Eukaryota, Metazoa, Mollusca, Bivalvia, Venerida, Veneridae. Gene Ontology annotation, biological process: regulation of cell population proliferation; regulation of transcription by RNA polymerase II; anatomical structure development. Gene Ontology annotation, cellular component: nucleus. The transcript has 7 exons. The coding region runs from base 375 to 1832 and encodes 485 amino acids.
UUGCUCCUGGCUAUUUGAUAGUAUGUUCACUAAAACUUUCUACAUUUGACAGUGAUACUUUGAAAAGCUGACCUCUGGCCAGUUGGCCAAAGUUAUACCUUCAGGGAUUUUUUUCGUUCUGCUGACCACAUACUCUGGAUAUUUUUUCCAUUCUUUUAAAGAUUUUGUUAAAAGUUUAUUUUUAUGAUAAUCGAGUGAUUCAAGUUUUGUUCGGAUCAGGAAACAGUUUUCAAAGACUUGGAUUAGAUUUACUUUUAGACUUAAAUGAAAUGUAAACAUUGCCUGUAGCGGGGAUAUUGUUGUUCGUCCUUGGUGAAGUGGGAUACUGAUCGAGUAAGCCUCGGGUGGCUCCCUCUAGCGGGUAGAUCUUCCCGAUGAUGACUGCCGAGUUAAGCCCCGUGGAUUCUGCCCCACUGACUUCAGUCUCAGAUGAAAACGUUGGGAUAGAAAACGGUGUUCUUAAAUCUAACGGAGUAUUAACUGAAUUGGAUAGGGUAUCCCCGACAUUUUAUAAACGUGAAACCAUGCCGUCGGCAUUUGGCCUAGUAGUAGAUCAAAAUGGAAAUACGACAAACGGCACUGAGGAGAGACGGGAUGUAUUGGGCUCACACGCGGGUCUUGGACAGCUGGUAGCCACAGUGUCGACGGCGGCAUCAUUUCCGCCGGCACCACGGCUGUCACACACGCCAACUUCGGAUUUUCAACCGCCAUAUUUUCCGCCACCGUAUAACCCUAUCUCUCAACAACCAGUUGAAUUUCAUCCACACCAUGUGAACGCAGACCCAUAUUCUCAUCUUAGUGGGUUCCAGGCCCCACAACAACACUACCAUCAGCUUCCAGACAGAAAUGUGCUCCGCCAUAGGGACGAUAUACACAAUAUGGCCGGCGGCCUCCAGCCCCAUGACAGAAAUAGAGGAGACUACGGGGGCAUGGGGCGCACGGACCUUCUCGUGCCACGGGCACCUUUAUCUAUCGGGUAUGGGGAUACGGACCCAUCCCUCCUCAGCUUGCACGGAGGAAACAUGAUGGAUGACGGAAAUCAGGGUUUAGAUGACACUGGUGGAUAUUUGGACCAAAACCAGUCAGUCAUAAGAAAAGGUAUUCGACCUAAGCUAGAGAACGGCAAGCAGCUAAUGAUAACCUCAUCGCUGGCAGGUGGCGCCCCAACCGAUGUGUUCUGUUCAGUUCCCGGUCGUCUUUCACUCCUUAGCUCAACCUCAAAGUAUAAAGUCACCGUAGCUGAGGUUCAACGAAGAUUGUCUCCCCCUGAGUGUCUCAAUGCAUCACUUCUAGGCGGAGUUUUAAGAAGGGCAAAGUCAAAGAAUGGAGGGCGGUCGUUAAGAGAAAAGUUAGAUAAAAUGGGUAUGAAUUUACCUGCGGGUAGAAGAAAAGCAGCCAACGUUACAUUGUUGACGUCUCUAGUCGAAGGGGAGGCAAUUCGUCUUGCACGUGAUUUUGGAUAUUUAUGUGAAACAGAAUUUCCCUCACGUCAGUGCGCUGAAUAUAACACUCGGCAGUACUCGGAUCCUACCGACCAAAUGACCAGAAAAAAUAUGAUUCUUGCCACUAAACAAAUUUUGAAAGAACUUAUGGACUUAUUAAAUCAAGACAGAUCACCACUUGGAAAUACACGACCUCAACUUAUCUUAGAGCCCAACAUACAAAGACACCUAUCACAUUUCAGUUUAAUAACGCACGGGUUUGGUUCUCCGGCAGUGGUAGCCGCACUUACGUCAGUACAGAACUAUCUUAACGAAAUGUUAAAAAUAAUGGACAAAAGUUUCACAACGCCAAAUAAUAUGGACCCUAAAAAAACAGAAAAGGAUGAGUGACUGUGAAUCUAGUAUCUUAAGGAAUUAUGGCAUUAUUUGAAUGGUGCAGUCACAGAAAGAAACGACGGAGAAUUAAAAACACCAAAUAAGAAUAUAACAGCAUUAGCAGCGUAAUCGUCUUACAAUUUGCCGUUCCUCGUGGACUGUAACAGGGGUGUUCAGUUUACCCUAUUUAGUUCCAUCAAAUUGAAAAAUAAAGAAAUAUGGGACUACAUAACUAGAAAUAUAGCUAAAUGAGGUGUGAAAACCCGGGGGACAUCACGUGAUUUACAGGUGUCUGUUUACGCGUGCAAUCACAUUGCUAAUGAUGAUUGAUUGCUUUUCAAUCGAUCAUUGAUCCCCGACCAGAUACCAGGAGUUGUGUGCAGACAUACGCACACAUACUUGUGACAUGAUUCCGAUGACUCAUUCAGAUACAUGGAUGAUGUAUUGUUGAUGGAUUGUGUCUAACACAAAUACUUGCCGUUAAACAGUUUUAUUGAUAUUGUUUGAAACAAUGUUUUUGUUUGCGCUAAUUUUGACCCAAGUAACUUGCUUGCAGAAAUCCACAAGUAUUCUGUUUCUGAUAUACGGAGACAUUUCGAGGUUUUGAUACAAAAACAAAAUCAUGAUAAAGACAUUUACUUUGUUUAGGUCUUAUAGCUAAAUUCGUUACUUAAGAGCACUUCUUACUGGACAAGAAAAUAUUCGUUUUUAGAUAAAACCACAUUUUCACAAUACAUAGAUUCAGUUAAAGGGAGGUAAUUGAAGUGCCUUGCCAAAAUCACGUAGAGGUUAUUCAGUCUUGCCAGUUCUGUUUGCCAAAUAAGUAAAAUGAAUAUUCAACAAAAUAAACCAUAAGUUGUCUCUAUUAUAAAAACAUAUAUCUUCUAGAUAAUUUUGAUAAAAAAGAAUUGCCAUAACAAGAACUCGUUCAUAAUUCUGGUAAUGAAACAUUCUUAAAAUGACGCAAAUAUUUUAGAGUCUAUCAAAUUAUUUUCUGCAAUCACAUUACAUCAGUUUUGACCAUUUCCGAAUAAAACUCGGAUAUUGUUUUCAGUAAUCCUUUAAGUUUGUGUCUGGAUUUCCUGCAGGAGUUUCUCACUGUGCUGAAGUAUAUACAUUUGUUUAACCAAAACUCCAUCCAUUCUUUCAAUAAAUCAAAGUCGUUGUCUGCAGGUUUUUAAUUAAUUAAAAACUGUCAAACGUUUGUUAUGGGUUUGUUUUGUUGAAUAUUUGAAAUUAUCAAAUGAACAAGAGUAGAUAAUCCGGUCAUGUGUUCUCCUUAUGUACAGUUAAUAUAUUAUAUAUAAAUAUGGCUAUAUAGAAUGUACUAUUUAUUUUGUUUUGUAUCACAUUUGAGCAUAUUUGUAUUUAAAUCAUGUCUCAUCUAGAUACUUCUGACGGGUCUUUAUAUGUUAAAUUUCUCCUACAUUGUCAUAUUUUAGUACUUAUUGGAGGUUGUCAUAAUUUUUAUAACUCAUUCACAAGUCUUAACACAUUUGUAAAAAAAAAACAAAUGCGAUUUUUUUUUUUUAAAAUUCGCAAUCAGAACCAAAAUCUAGUCUUGUUCAUAAUUACUACGCAUUGCUUGUAUUAUUGCUUAUAUAUACUUUCUUCAUGUUUAUAGCUCUCAAACAGAGUUGUCGGUCUUUCGUAAUUAUUUCAAGGGCCGCAACUCUGGAGUACAUGUCUAUGUCACACAAACGCAACCGUUGUAUUGGUUGAUAAUCCUAUGGAACAAAAUUUAUGAUAAAACAUUCUCAUCAAUUUGUUAUGAAAACUACGGACGCUCGGAGGUGACAAAUAUGCGUUUUUAUCUCGCGACCACGAGUGUGAGUAUCUCGUGCUCACGAGAAAAUUGCAUACUUGUUUUAUUGUAAUAUUUGAUAAAAGCUGGCGAAUUCCACCAAAUUUUUUGCUUUUAUUUCUAACGAAUCAAAGGGAGAAAACCUGUGUCAUUAUUUAGUUUUAAAAAUUGUUUUCAAACAGAAUGACUAUUAAUGAUUUAUUGAGAAACGAUUUAAAUAUAUUAUCGUCGAGUUACUGAUACUAUCUUUGUUUUUGAAGUGUAAUGGCGUAUAACUCCGAUGGGUGACACGAUUUGAUUCAAACGAUUUUUCAUAACUUACUCAUUCUUUUUUUUUUUAGAGCAUGCGACCUUUAUGCUGAAACAGAACUAAAUUAUUUUUCAUCGGAUACCAUUUGUGGACGUAUUCCGCUGCGCUUUGUGACGUUGAAUGAGUCAGUUGCAUAUAUAUUCGGCCUACCGCAGACUUUGAUGCAAUUAGAUAUGUUGUUUUAUUUCCCCUCUGAUUACAUAAAAAGUUCACCAUUCAAAAGUAUAUAUUCAUUAAUUUAAAAAGUUGCCAUUAAUAUGCUUAAUCGGCAUUUCAGAUCGCAUCAUUUUAUUAUCCAUGUAAAAUAUUUCUUGAUUCGCAUUUACCAUACAGUUUGACAGGGACUACUUUUUGUCCUUAAAUUACUAAAAGUAUUUACAUUCAUUAAUUUACGAGGUGUGUAUUUUACUCAGUUCGAUUCUAUUUUUUUCUUUUCUCCAUGGAUAAGAUCAAACCAACGUCAACCUUCUUUGGUAUGAAGAAUAGGCGUUACAUUUUUUUUCAAGGCUUUUAGUAUUUGAUUAAGUGUAAAUAUAUAUACUCACAUUUUUAUUUUUCAUCUCGGAAGAAAAAUAUUAGCACCGCAGUAUUGUUUAAAACAUAAACGAAAGCGUGUUACUUUUCUUACAAAACCUCUUGGUGGCUUUAAACAAACCUUAUACCAUAUUCGUUAAUUUUCUGUCAGUUUCUGUUUUGCAUUGCACUGAUUUUACUUAAAUUUUGAAAGAAUGUUGACAUUUGGUUAUAAGUCACUUCUAAGUUUCCUGGGGAAAUGCAGUGAAUUGAUAAUUAAGAUUAAGGAUGAUGAAGAAUGUUUCAGAUCAUUUUUUUGUUGUUUAUUUUAACUUCAGUGGUGUGUUACGACAUAUUUUUCAUGGGUGCAAAUUGAGAACAAAUUAAGAACGAGAAUUCAAAUAUAGAAUGAGAAAUCUAUACAUAGACCACAUAUGAAUGCUUUUUUGAGGACAUUUUCUGUUGUUAGAAUGUCAGGUUUAUACGAGGCCAUUUUUAUAAGUGUGCAUUUUGUUGUUUGUGUCAAAUGUUAUGUGGUAGAAAUGAUUAAAAUUCCAUUUCAAAGCA